AUUCUGUUGAUAUCUCGAGUAGGUUAAACCUGUCAGAUGUUUAGUUGGAAACAGCGGUUUAUGCAUGCAGUGAACGCGAUAAAUGCAUCUGGAAAAGCUAAGUUUCGCUUUUCGUGAGAUCCACUAUUGGUGGGAGUUUAGGUGAAGAUGUGGGGAUCAAGCAGUACGAAGUCUCUGACCCACUGACAUUCUCUUUAGUUACUUGGUAGAAACAAACGCUGAUAAUUCGUGACUCAGACUUUCGAUGUUCGUGAUCAGGAUUAUUAACAAAAUAGUAUCUGAAGAAGAAAGAUAGCCGUCAUCUUGAAGGAUCACAACCAGUCGAGUCUCGUUUUGAGAUGCGGCGAAAUCGUGGCUUGCUAACUAGUGUUGCUGUUUGCUUGACAGUUUUCUUCAUUGUUUUAAAUUCGAAAUCAACAGUGGAAACUGUAAACGAUACAGGAAGUAGCAUAGAAAAGCCUUACGCUGGAGAACAGGAAGUCCAUAAAGGUCAGACGUAUCGAUACGUUACACCUUCUCUUGCUGAAUUGGGUGCUCGUGGAAGUUUGCCUAAAAUGAACCAGCAUGUUUUAAUGCUGACGCGUGUACCCGAUGCUGGAGCUGAAUUGUUAGUCUUGAUCCUACAACGUCUGCAGGGUUACAAUGCGUUUAAACAUAUACGAUUACCACCUGGUGAUCAUGGGCUUCUAUCAACUCUGCAAGAGGAACUGUUAGUAGAAGAAAUUACUAGUAUCAUUAGACAGGAAGCGAUUCCUUUGAGUUUCGACGGAGAUGUUAGAUUUCUGAACUUCUCCAAGUUCGGAAGAGAGUCUCCGACGUUUAUUUCCCUAGUGAGAAAUCCUAUGUGUGCGCAUAAUUUGCGGAGAUAUCGUGAAAGGCGAAGUGACAUGCUUCAUAGAGCCAUACCUACGUUCUGCGGUCAAGAUCCUCGAUGCGCAAAGAUAAAUAACAAAUGGGCGUUAGAACGAGCAAAGGCAAAUAUCGUUGAAUGGUACCCUGUUGUCUGUAUAUUAAAUUACAUGGAACAAUCCAUAGAUGUACUGGAGUACAAAUUUCCAUAUUUCUUUCGAGGUGCUAAACGUAGUUACAGAAAGAUUCAGCCGAGAAAAAGACAUUUUUCUGAUCCAACACUUACGCUAAGAGCUCGAGAAAGAGAUAUUUUAUUUAAGCUUCUUCAGGAUGAGAUAGAAUUUUAUCAAUGGUUAAAAUAUCGACUUUUGAACGAAACAUUGAUCGACAUUGAUUAAAGCCAUGAAAUUUACACGAUGAUAAGUGUUUAGUUUCAAAAUAUACCAAAGAUAUUAAAUAUUCCAAUAAUAAUGAUUUUAUAGAGAAAUAAAUUUGAUUAAAAAUUUUUUUAGGAAGAAAGGAUUUUAGUUCCUGUAAAAUUAGAAUACUGCACAGGAACGAUAUGCAUCUCAUUUGCUUAGAAUCGACUCCUCUUGCUUAGUGAAAAUUCCUAGAAAAUAUAGGAUAUACAGAAGAAACUACUUUUCAAUCUUCAUAGUUUAUAAUUUAUUAAUUUUUACAUUUUUAUUAUAAAUUUAUUGUAACGGUAGCAAUAAUUUAUACGUUUUCCAUGUCAGCGUUACACUUAUGUUUCUAUAAUAGCUGUUUUCAACGUGUAAACUACGUUAAAGUAUCCUCGUUGUCUUUCGAUGCAUUGGUAGAAAUUUUCUCUCUGAUAAUACUCAUAGGGUAGACAACAAUCGAAACUUUUAUUGAGCAGUGAUCAUCGAUUGGGAAUAAUCACAGCACGUACAAAAAUUGUGUCAUGUGAGGUUCCAAAUACGUAAUUUUUGUUACUGUAAUAUACAUUAAUCUAUAAUAAUUUGUUUAAACUUGAUAUUAAUUACAUUUAUUAGCAUAUAAUUGAAAGUAUAAGAAUCUAAGCCUUUUUUCCCCUUUAGGCAUGAUAUAAAGAGGAUAUUUCGUUGAUAUUCAGUUCGUACGACGCAAAAUCCGAUAAAAUACCUAUAUUAUAGCUGGAUUAGAUAGUUAUAUUUAUAAUCGUAAUAUUUUAAAUGUACAAAGCAAGCUUCAAACACGGUUUUACUAUUCUCGAGGGAGAAGGUAUUAGAUAAUUAUCUUUUAAAGAAAUAUAUUU
Molecule: messenger RNA, 2107 nt
Organism: Bombus impatiens (common eastern bumble bee)
Lineage: Eukaryota; Metazoa; Arthropoda; Insecta; Hymenoptera; Apidae
Product: uronyl 2-sulfotransferase-like
Exons: 7
Coding region: 339-1247 (302 amino acids)
Cellular component (GO): membrane
Molecular function (GO): sulfotransferase activity
Source: RefSeq, a predicted model, not a curated record